Messenger RNA from Aspergillus novofumigatus IBT 16806, 1316 nucleotides. RefSeq names its product GFA family protein. Lineage: Eukaryota; Fungi; Ascomycota; Eurotiomycetes; Eurotiales; Aspergillaceae. The coding region runs from base 1 to 978 and encodes 325 amino acids. The transcript has 2 exons. Gene Ontology annotation, molecular function: carbon-sulfur lyase activity. The record is from RefSeq and is a predicted model, not a curated record.
AUGUCGACUGCAACCAAGAUUCUAACGGCACAAUUCCAUCUGUGCCACUGUAACAUCUGCCGUCACCAACGUGGAACCCUCUGUGUCUUCCAUACCCAGCUUCCGCCUGGUGUAAGGCCAGAUUUCAUAGCAUCAUCGAGCAAGGAAAAUAUAACUCCCUAUAUCCGGCCCGGAUCGCCAGCAAAGAGAUACUUCUGCAGUACAUGCGGUUGCCAAAUUGGCGGUGAAUUUAUCGAAACUGGUGACUGGGUGAUCUCAACGGCCAUCUUCGACGCCAACCGUGAUGAUACGGGGAUCUGGGAUAUCAAAAAGCAUAUACAUACCGAGCCUACGCUGGAUGGGGGGUUAGCGGAGUGGUUACCACGAACCGGGGAGAAGGAGAUGACAGUGUGGAAUCCGCCAGACGACCCAAUCGAUCAUCCGCAAGAGAUUGACGGAAAACUAUUGGCGCAAUGCGACUGCGGAGGUGUAUCAUUCCAAAUCUCCCGCCCAACACAGGAAAUCCUCGACGACCCUGAGAUGAGACGCAAGUGGGUAUCCCCCGUCGAUGAGUCGAAGUGGAUCGCCUGUCUGGAUGCCUGCGAUACGUGCCGACUCACAGACGGGGCUCAUGUGAUGGCCUGGACGUUUAUCCCGAAGAAACUCAUCACGCCGGCGAUUCCGGAUGAUCUCCUCCUCGGUUCAUCCAAAGGCUACGCCUCCAGCAAAGGAGUGCGGAGGACAUUUUGCGGUACUUGCGGCGCGACGGUCUUUUAUGACUGCGAUGGACGGGAGGAGGUGGUGGACGUGGCGAUAGGACUUCUCCGGGCGCCUGAGGGUGCCAAAGCAGAGAACUGGCUGACCUGGAGGACGAAGCGAAUUGGCUUCCCGGAGGAUGGGAUGCGGUAUGAUCCUGUGUUGACUGAGUCGCUUCGACAGGGAUUCGAGGCAUGGGCGAAGCGGAAGCAUGGAGACGUGCUUGACAUCACCAUCGGAUAGAACUGUAAACCGCAGAAGUGGGAGGUGUUUAAUAUUAAGUUGCUGAAUAGAGAGAGAGAGGACUACCACUGGUGGUCGGUCUCCCUGAAGCUUCGUGAUACUUCCACGCUCCUGCUUACCUUCCCCAUUGCCCUUCUCUCUGUACAAGCCCUGACAACUUUCUCGUUGGGAGGUUAAGAAUCAGAGUACUGCUAACCGGUCCACAGCCUGGAUCUGAAAUUUGGGAUUCAUUCUUAUAGUUCGUGAUCGACGACUUGAUACUAAUACAACUAUAUCCUUGCCCCGUUACCUUGAUCGUAGCCCUGGCUUUGAUGCCAUGUUGCAUAUCAUAAAAAAAG